UAACAGUGACAUAACCUUUAUUUUGAAGGCGGUUGACCAGCGGAUGUGCGGGUUGCUGAUUUUCCGGUGGUUGUGUUCGGUGGUGUGUAGCCUAUGUGUGGCUCGGUUCGGCUCGGCUCGUCUCAGAGGAACAGACCGGCAGCGGGUACAGUAGUAUCAGCUGUUGUAGUAGACCUGUGACCGCGGAGGAAAGAUGGCGGCCCCUGCUCUCUCUAGUCGGGCUGGCUCGGCGGGCAGCCUCGGGAACAGCCCCACCAUGGCCGCCGGCAGGCUGCCUCACAGCGGCGGCGGUGCCGGGCCCGAACUGGACUUCAGGUCGGCGGCCCGCAUGGAGGACCUGAACCGGCUCAUCCAGGAGUUCAGCAAGCACGACCAGCGGGAGUACGACGACCAGCGGGCUCUGGAGAUCCACACGGCCAAGGACUUCAUCUUCUCCAUGCUGGGAAUGGUCCAGAAGUUGGACCAGAAGCUGCCGGUAGCUAACGAGUACCUGCUGCUGUCUGGCGGCGUGCGGGAGGGCGUGGUGGACAUGGACCUGGACGAGCUGAGCGUGUACGCCCGCGGGACGGACUACGACAUGGACUUCACCCUGCUGGUCCCGGCGCUGAAGCUCCACGACCGCAACCAGCCCGUGACGCUGGACAUGAGGCACUCGGCGCUCGGCCACUCGUGGCUCAGCCUGCGCCUCUUCGACGAGGGAACCAUCAACAGGUGGAAGGACUGCUGCACCGUGGUCGACCACAUCAGCGGCACGGUGAACUACUUCUUCUCUCCGACGCUGGUGGCCGACUGGUUCCACCAGGCGGUCUCGCUGGUGCUGCUGGAGGUGCAGAAGAAGCCGCAGCGAGGCGUCCCGCGGGUGGAGAAGGUGCAGCGGAACGGCACGGUCAUCUCCGUCAUCCUGGGCGUGGGCAGCAGCCGCAUGCUCUACGACAUCGUGCCCGUGGUGUCCUUCAAAGGCUGGCCGGCCGUGGCGCAGAGCUGGCUGAUGGAGAACCACUUCUGGGACGGCAAGAUCACCGAGGAGGAGGUGAUCAGCGGCUUCUACCUCGUCCCCGCCUGCUCGCACAAAGGCCGCAAGGAGAACGAGUGGCGGCUGUCCUUCGCCCGCAGCGAGGUGCAGCUGAAGAAGUGCAUCUCGUCCAGCCUGAUGCAGGCCUACCAGGCCUGUAAAGCCAUCAUCAUCAAGCUGCUGUCGCGGCCCCGCGCCGUGAGCCCGUACCACCUGCGCAGCAUCAUGCUGUGGGCGUGCGACCGCCUCCCCGCCAACUUCCUGAGCCAGGACGACUUCUCCGCCCACUUCCUGCUGGGCCUGAUCGACGACCUGCAGCACUGCCUGGUCAACAAGACGUGUCCCAACUACUUCAUCCCGCAGUGCAACAUGCUGGAGCAGCUGUCGGACGCCGACGCCAUGCUGCACGCCCGCAAACUCUCCUCGGUGCGCUCGGACCCGGCCGAGCACCUGCGCAGCACCAUCGAGCACGCCAAGGCCGCCAACCGGCUCACGGUGGAGGUGCAGUGGCGCGGAGGAGGCGCAGGCAGCAGCGCCACAGGCAACCCGCCCUCGCCGCAGUCGGACGCCGGCGGCGACAGCCAACCCGACGACCGGCUGGCCAAGAAGCUGCAGCAGCUCGUCACCGAGAACCCCGGGAAGUCCAUCUCGGUGUUCAUCAACCCCGACGACGUCACGCGGCCGCACUUCCGCAUCGACGACAAGUUCUUCUGAGACACGAAACAAACUGAGACACAAGCAUUCUCUUCUUCUCCUCCUUCUUCUUCUUCUCUUUGCCUUCUCGGGACUUGAAUAGAGACUGUAGACUCUAUUCUCUGGACUCAAGACUCUGGACUCUAUUCUCUGGAAUCGGGUCCAGAGAAUAGAGUCUUGAGUCGACUCAAGAUCCUAUUCUCUGGACUCAAGACUCUAUUCUCUGGACUCAAUACCCUAUUUUUUGGACUCAAGACCCUAUUCUCUGGACUCAAGAUUCUUUUCUCUGGACUCAAGACCCUAUGAGACCCUAUUCUUUGGACUCGUGACCUGACUUGGUCUCGCAGACUGAUGACUUGGACUUGGAGGAUAUAUAAAAUCGGAUCGCAUUGAUGAAAAAGGACUCAGACGUUGGAUGAAGUUUCUGACUAAAUAGGUUCUGAGAAACGUUCUCUUCUCCUUCUCCUCUCUGCCUUCCCAGGGUACCUUCAGGGUACCUGCCGGGUUUUUAACGUGUUAAACGAGACUAAGAUCGGAAUCAGAACUGCAUUUAUUGUUAGGGUUGGGUAUCGUUUGGGGUUUUUCCGAUUCCGGUGCUAAAACGAUACUUUUAAAACCGUGCCGGUGCCUGAACCGAUACUUAAAAAAAAUAGG
Molecule: messenger RNA, 2359 nt
Organism: Perca fluviatilis (European perch)
Lineage: Eukaryota; Metazoa; Chordata; Actinopteri; Perciformes; Percidae
Product: protein MB21D2
Exons: 4
Coding region: 194-1726 (510 amino acids)
Source: RefSeq, a predicted model, not a curated record